GCGGCCGGGGCGGCGAUGAGCGCGCCGCGGCGGCGGCGGCCCCGCAGCCAUGGAGAUCCGGUGCGGCGGGCUUCUCUUCAGCUCCCGCUUCGACUCGGGCAACCUGGCGCACGUGGAGAAGGUGGAGCCGCCCGAGGGGGGCGGCGGCGGCGGCCCCGCGGCCUGCGGCGCCGCCCUCCCCGCCGCCGACUACGAGUUCAACGUGUGGACGCGGCCCGACUGCGCGCACACCGAGUAUGAGAACGGCAACAGGUCCUGGUUCUACUUCAGCGUGCGGGGGGCCGCGCCGGGGAAGCUCAUCAAGCUGCACGUGCUGAACAUGAACAAGCAGAGCCGGCUCUACUCGCAGGGCAUGGCGCCCUUCGUGCGCACCGUGCCCGGGCGGCCCCGCUGGGAGCGCGUCCGCGAGCGGCCCAGCUUCGAGAUGGUGGAGACCCAGUUUGUGCUGUCCUUCGUGCACCGCUUCCUGGAGUGCCGCGGCGCCACCACCUACUUUGCCUUCUGUUACCCUUUCUCCUACACGGAAUGCCAGGAGAUGCUGGCGCAGCUGGACAGCCGCUUUGAGGAGUGCAAGUACAUGUCUCCCAGCAGUCCCCUCGACUCUGUCUAUUACCAUCGAGAGCUGCUCUGCCACUCCUUGGACAAGCUGCGGGUGGACUUGCUCACCAUCACCUCCUGCCACGGCAUGCUGGAGAAGCGAGAGCCCAGGCUGGACAAGCUCUUCCCGGACAGCACCACUCCUCGACCUCACCGCUUCGCAGGAAAGCGGGUAUUUUUCUUGAGCAGUAGAGUCCACCCUGGGGAAACACCUUCCAGCUUUGUCUUCAAUGGCUUCCUGGAUUUCAUCCUGCGAGAGGAGGACCCUCGUGCCCAAAUGCUGCGGCGGAUGUUUGUCUUUAAGCUCAUUCCAAUGCUGAAUCCAGAUGGGGUGGUGCGAGGCCACUAUCGAACGGACUCCCGUGGAGUAAACCUGAACCGCCAGUAUCUUAACCCCGAUGCCGAGCUGCACCCUGCAAUAUAUGGGGCCAAAGCUGUCCUCCUCUACCACCACAUUCACAGCCGUGUUCUGCCAGGCUCUCCUGACUGGAGGACGUAUGUCUCCCCACUGAGCACCAGCUCGCUAAGCACAAAAUCUUCCAACCAUUCCAUUUGCAGCAGUGCCCUGUCGUUGGAGACACCCCUGUCUGAGCUGGAGAAAGCCAAUAACCUCCGUAACUCGUCCAGCACCUGGAAAGCCAGCACUUACUUCAGCUCUUCUCAGGACCCCCAGCCCUCAGGAGCACCUGCCACUGAGCUGGGGAACAAGGACCAAGCUGUCUGGAUUCUCCCUUCUAACCACACCGUGGAGCACUGUGAGGAGGACGCCAAGAGGCCUCCAUCAACAUCUCUCCCAGAAACCAUCCUGCCCCAGGACAGUGGGCUGGCCUACUACGUAGAUCUUCAUGGGCAUGCGUCCAAGCGUGGCUGCUUCAUGUACGGCAACAGUUUCAAUGAUGAAAAUGAUCAGGUAGAAAACAUGCUGUUCCCUAAACUCAUCUCCUUGAACUCACCUCACUUUGACUUCACGGGCUGUAACUUCUCGGAGAAGAACAUGUAUGCCAAAGACAAACGAGAUGGGCAGUCGAAAGAGGGCAGCGGGCGAGUGGCCGUCUACAAAGCCUUGGGUAUCAUCCAUAGCUACACCCUGGAAUGCAACUAUAACACUGGGCGCUCAGUGAACAGCAUCCCUGUGGCCUGCCAUGACAACGGACGGGCGAGCCCUCCGCCUCCUCCUGCCUUCCCCUCCAAAUACACCGUGGAGCUGUUUGAGCAGGUCGGGAGAGCCUUGGCUGUAGCAGCCCUGGACAUGGCCGAGUGCAAUCCGUGGCCGCGGAUCGUCCUGUCUGAGCACAGCUGUCUUAGCAACCUGCGAGCCUGGAUGCUGAAGCACGUGCGCGGCAUGAAGGGUGCAGCUGGGUGUCCACGGAAGAAAGGUGCCAGGACCCCUCCAAAGAGCUCCACUGGGCUCCCGACCUCAACCUCUGAUAAUGCCCUGUCCCGCGUGAGGAGCUUCAGCAACGGCACCAGUGGGAGCAGCAGCAGCCAACAGGACUUGCCACAGAUCAAACCCUCGCCCAGUUUCACCUUCAGCUGCAGCAGACCCUCCGGUGCAGCCCCUGCGAGCCAGGGCCCUCAGAAAGGCAGCACUAGAGCCCCAGGACUGGUCAGAGACACGUCCACCGCCUCCCGGGAGGCGGCAGCCCAGCGCUUUGAUGGGUCCUGCGUGACGCUUGUUGGCACAUUCCCUGCGAUUAGAAAGUCAUUUCCCUCCUCGGCACUCUCAGAGCCGCGAGCCCUGGACAAGCAGCACCAGCAGCACCCGAGCCUGCUGCGAGCAGCAGCCAGCAGCAUCCACCUGCCUCCUCUCCCUCCCUGUGCCAGGAGCCUGUCGCGGUCACAGCCGCCUCCCCGCGUUGGCCCCUGCUCCCUCCCAGCCUCCCUCAGGCCAGGGACCCUGCCCGCGGGCGAGCAGGCGGCGUGGGAGGCCCAGCGCCGCGGCGGGGAGCCCACGGCUCGGCACGGCACGGCACCGCUGCAGGUGCUACCGAAGAAGCUGAGCGCCAGGAGGGGCCUGGAGCAGCCCAGCCCCGGGGGGCUCCCCCCUCGCCCCAGUAGGAUCCCCGUGCGGAGGAAGGGGGCAGCGGCUGGCCAGAGCCCGACAGGGCUGCGCUCCGACAGUGCCGCAGCCCGCCCGGCCUGGAAGCAGAGCUCCGGCGCGCCCCGGGCUGCACAGCCUCCGCCAGGGCUCUGCCAGGAGGCUCCAGCCCCUAGCGCAGGGCUGCAGACAGCGGGGCAACUCUUCCUCUGCGAGAGCAAGCGCCUGCACCCCAAGCGUCCAGCAGGCCCCAGCGCAGACUCCUCCUCGCUCAGCUCCUACCGCCAGCUCCUGUCCUUCUGCGCUGAGGCCUGACCAGCGGCGCCCGCCCCGCGCCGGGGCCCACGCACCUGCGUCAGGCAGCCGCUCCGGCUGCCCCUCAGCCCAAAGCUGCAGCUUGGUGCAGAGCCCGGGGGGAAGGGGGGGCGCAGACCUGCUCUGCCUCUUGCCCCUUUCAGUCUCUCCUGGGCCCUGCAGCACCCAGCACCCGACCGCGCAGCCGCCGGGGCCCGGCUCGGACAUGCGUCGCCCUCCGGGGCCGCUCGGCGCGGACCCAAGCUGCUGGCACGCGCUGUGCUGCCCCUUCCCGAGGCGGCUCCCAGCCCCAGGGCCGCACAUGCCGGCUCUGCCUGCGCCCGCACCCUCCCCACCCCGGCUGCCGGGGAGGCCCCCGGGCUCAUCGCGGCUCAGAGCGGGGGCCGUGCCCCGAAAGCCCAGAGCUCCCAGCGCACGGCUGUUCCCUGCCGGAGCUAGGAGCCCCGUCCCGUGGGGCCGAGGGUGCUGGCCCUGGAGGCAGGCCCGGCCCGGGCAGCUCCCGCCGGCCCAGCGCUGUGGAGCCGUCGUCGGUGCGCUGAAGAUAUUUUUACGGAAUAGGGUUUUGUCUUGUACUGCAUUUCUAUUAAAGUUUGUUUGGAAGAA
Molecule: messenger RNA, 3553 nt
Organism: Rhea pennata
Lineage: Eukaryota; Metazoa; Chordata; Aves; Rheiformes; Rheidae
Gene: AGBL5
Product: AGBL carboxypeptidase 5
Exons: 17
Coding region: 50-2950 (966 amino acids)
Biological process (GO): protein deglutamylation; proteolysis
Molecular function (GO): metallocarboxypeptidase activity; zinc ion binding
Source: RefSeq, a predicted model, not a curated record